AUGAUCGACAUGCGGUACAUAUGGUCGGAGAUGGACUCGCCAUUGAUUCCAAAACGGCGCCAGCCUUCGCGCUUGGUGGUCUUGAGGCGCUCGAUCAAGUGGAAGAAAGGAACCGGUGACGUGGAGUUCUCCUCCGGGGGGUCCAACUACGACACGGGAUGGCUACACCAAGACCUGUUCGACCAAAGCCCCUGGAUUGGCCAGGCCCCCCCGCAUCUUGAUGUAUUCAUCACCAAUCUGAAGCUUCUGUGUCUAGAUCAGCUCGAGGAUUGGCCCGGUAUCUCGCCCCGAACCUUGUCCCCUUCAUCGCAGAACCAGCGACAACGAAUCCGCCUGGUUGAAUGGGCUCUGUAUCAGCUUUACAACAUUUGGGAUGCUGAAGGUGCCCAAAAUAAACUCCGUCCCUUUUUUCCGCCGUUGGAGCCUCUACAGUCCGUCAAUCUACGCGCGGCGUUAUUCCGAUGUCUCGGCGAACUGAAGAAGAAUGGCGAUUUGGGCCGGGAAAUCGUCAUCCGCAAGACGAUGCUGGAUGAUUGUAAGGGCGACAAAUUCGAAGAGCUACUUGCCGGUUUCUCCACCGCUGUUCUCCGUAAAGUUGUGGCGGUGUCUGUGGACGACAAAAUGUACAACCCCGCAUUGAGAUUAUCGACUGCGACUGCGAUGACGCCAGCGGACUACCAGAAUCUGUUACCCCUCAUUCUUGCGCACCAGAAAUCCCUGGGUUCUGCGGCUGAGCGCCAUGCCAGCGUUCGGGAUGUUUAUGAUCGCUUUUCACAGCUUUUGGAUAACAAAAAGAUUGAUCUGGCCGAACGUGCGAAUAAACAACCAAAGGACUUUGGUGGAGUACACGGUGAUCCUGAGCGUUUAGUCCAUGCGGUGCAGACAAAUUGGCUGGGAAACCAGAAGUGGGCUACCGCUCUGCUGGAAGGCGGAUCAGAAACCAGCACCGAAGCAUUUUUGGAGCUCCCCUUCAAGGAUGCACUGGCGCGAGCAAGUCACUCGUCAAAUGGCAAUAUUAGCAAGGGGCUGAAGCAAGACCUGAUUCUUGAUCUGGAGGCUCGGGUAUUGCUGCAGCGCAGUCGACUCAACAAAUGGCAAGAGUAUAACAAAUCAUUCUCCAGUCAGGACUCGCUGAACGGCACACAUGCCAAGCCCAAAGAGCCUCGAAUGGUGUUUCGCGAUCACCAGACUCUCACAGUCGCUAGUAUAGCUAAGAAUGCUCGCCAGCCCGGGGAUCGAGGUCGAGGGCUGAAAGGUGCAGAUAAAUAUCUCCUCUCGUCGGUACACGAGGCACUUAGUCGCAUCAGUGGCAAGCCUGGUGCUAGCCCAGGAAGAUCAACACCCGCGGCGAGAACAGCUGCCCAUGUCCCGUUCAGACGUUCACCAAACUUGACGCACUCGCCGAGAUCAGUGGCGGAAGAUGACUACUCUAAUCCAAGUCCAUCACUAGGCUUGGGCAUUUCGAUGUCAAACCCACAGUCUGUGUCUCCAUUAGAGCCGGAGCCGGAGCCUGAACCGGAGCCUAUGAGAGGCCUAGAGUCAGAGACCGAAUCAGAACCUGACAAAGUUCAAUCCUCCACUCCCAUUGUCCGACUCUCCCCAGAACUACCCUCUGCAUCCACCACCUCCUCCGUUUCAGAAGAAGAGCCAUACCAAGAGCCCAUCAAACGCUCUAACACCUUGGCUGAACGUACACGAAAAUCCAUGUCCCUUCUCCCACCUCAACAUCACGAGCCACCCCGACAACGCCGUGGUCCUCGGCCUUCUUUCCCGGUCAAUCAAUUUGUCACGCCUCGAAAAGCAUCUGGUCGAUCAAUUGAUGAGAUUUCUCGCGCCUCGACACCUCAAGAUCAGCUCUUUGAGGAAGAUGCCGAGUAUGCUAGUGUUUUCAAGUCUAGACCUCGUGUGGCGCUGAGCCCUAUUUCCUCUCCUGCCGUGCAUGUCAGUCCCUCAUACGAAGAUGAGAGUUUUGUUUUAGAUGAAGGCGACAGUACAGAAUGGGGUGAGACUAAUUCUCCCUCGGCUGCUCCACGGUUUAGGUGA
Messenger RNA from Penicillium brevicompactum, 2043 nucleotides. RefSeq lists its product as uncharacterized. Bases 1 to 2043 code for a protein of 680 amino acids. The record is from RefSeq and is a predicted model, not a curated record. NCBI's taxonomy places the organism in Eukaryota, Fungi, Ascomycota, Eurotiomycetes, Eurotiales, Aspergillaceae. The transcript has 3 exons.